AUGAGGCAGAACAACACUAUCUUAGUGGUAACGGUGUCGUUCCUCUUAUUAUUAUCCACACCAGCCUUAUGCAUUCCAAGGUAUGGAUUAACAAGCGUGGUGGUGACUAAUGAUCUUGGAGGAGGGCAGGAACUCAGGCUCCACUGCAGGUCGAAAGACGACGAUCUUGGCAUCCGAAUGCUUAAGCCACACCAGGACUUCCGGUGGCGGUUCCGACCAAGCUUUUUCGGAAACACACUGUUCUAUUGCUCCGUGGAAUGGGGCGCGGCGGGAGAAGUUCACUGGUUUGACGUGUACGAUCAGGUCAGGGAUGAAGAUAGGUGUACAAUAUGUCGUUGGCUGAUCAAGGAAACUGGGCCUUGUUUCACUGAUGAGGAAGGCGAAUCAGGUGAUAGUACUUGUCAAAGUUGGAACGAAAUUGGGAGGUAG
Molecule: messenger RNA, 429 nt
Organism: Linum tenue
Lineage: Eukaryota; Viridiplantae; Streptophyta; Magnoliopsida; Malpighiales; Linaceae
Source: the annotation of a GenBank genome assembly